Messenger RNA from Metarhizium brunneum ARSEF 3297, 1443 nucleotides. RefSeq names its product Inositol phosphosphingolipids phospholipase C (gene css1). Gene Ontology annotation, molecular function: sphingomyelin phosphodiesterase activity. Lineage: Eukaryota; Fungi; Ascomycota; Sordariomycetes; Hypocreales; Clavicipitaceae. The record is from RefSeq and is a predicted model, not a curated record.
AUGCCCUUGGCUAAUAUUGAGACCGGCCAAGCGCAGCACAGCACUGAAAAUGACGUGGAUCCGACCCUUCCAUCAGAACUCACCCUCCUGACCCUCAACUGCUGGGGCCUCCUCCAUAUAUCGGCCCUUCGCACUCCUCGCCUCGCCGAAAUAGGUAGACAUAUAGCUGCACUCGAGCCGACUCCUCACAUUGUAUGUCUCCAAGAAUGCUGGGUUCAGGACGAUUACCGUGCCAUCCGAGACGCUACGCGGGCCAUUCUACCUCAUGGAAAGUUCUAUCACAGUGGUGCGUUUGGGGGUGGUUUAGCCAUCCUAAGUCGUUGGCCUAUUGAGGAGAGUUCCAUGUUUCCUUACAAACUGAACGGACGGCCAACCGCUUUUUGGAGAGGUGAUUGGUAUGUCGGGAAGGGUGUUGCCACAGCCAAGGUGAGAUACGGACCAGGUAGAAAGGACAUCAUUGAAGUCUUCAACACACAUACUCAUGCUCCCUAUGAAAGCGAGCCUAAUGACUCGUAUCUCUGUCACCGAACCGCCCAGGCAUGGGACAUCGCCAAACUGGUCCGCGGUGCCACUGACCGUGGGCACUUGGUCGUCGCCCUUGGUGACUUCAACAUGAUCCCCCUCUCCCUCGCCUACCGCAUCAUCACAUCCGGCGCCCCCAUCCGGGAUACGUGGCGUAUCCUCCACCCUGACAGUUCCAUCGGGGCAUCGGACCAAGCCGAAGAAAAGGCUCGCGGUCUCCCCGUCCCUACAGCCGAGCACAACCUCCUUGUCAACGGAGCAGCCAGUGAUACAGUCUAUAACACGUGGAGAUGGAGCAAACAAGAGCAAAAGAAGCUCAAGCACGAUCCCUGCCCCGUGGAUCCUCAUACAAAAGACCCCCAGGGCAAACGCAUAGACUAUGUCUUCGCAUCAACAGGCGACGUCUCCGGUGGAACAGGCUGGAUAGUCAAAUCUGCUGCUGUAGAAAUUACAGGUCGCCACCCAGAGUUGAAUUGCUCCCUGUCUGAUCACUUUGGCGUCCGGGCCACUCUUCAACGGCACACUCUUUCUGGCGGUGCUGUUCAAAAGCCCACCGAACAUGACUUACAGCUUCGCUAUAAUGAAGAACAUACUUGCAGGCUCACCCUCUCCGACUAUGACGAGAUUCUCGCCUUGACGAAAAAGUAUGCUUCUCGAGAAAGGCAGCAGCGAUACUGGCGUGGUCUUCACUUUUACGCGUCUGUACUUAUUUGGAUUGGCUGCUUAGUAGCUGUGUGGUUCAGUCCGCGCAACUUUGUUUCCUUCCUCCUCAUGCUGUUAGCCAGUCUAGGCUUGGCCACAGGUGUUAUAGACGGUCUCCUGGCUUUAUUGUUCUUCUCCGGCGAGAUUCGUGGUCUCAAAGAAUUUGAAUGGGAGGUCCAAAAUGCCAGGGCCGCUGCCGUUUCACGCGGGUCAUCUUAA